AUGAUAUUGGGCUCUAGUCAAUCGAUUAUCGAUAAAGUUACAAAUUCUAUAUUUGUCAAACGGCCACACGAAAUUGUCAAGAACAAACUCAUCUCCACUGUCAAUGAAAGGAUGGUCAAGUUUAAAGGGGCUGCUUGUCGAUAUUUCGUCAAAUGUAGUGAAUAUAAUACACCAACAAGUAUAACCGAAGAAUACAAGGAAGGAGAUCAAAAUUGGAUUCAAUGUAAGCAUUGUAAGAUGGAAUUUGCCAGUCAAUCUUUGAACGAUUGGAUGAUUUAUAAUGAAAAUUUCUGGAUAGACCAAAGGAAAGAUACCAAAGAUAAAGGAAUACCUUACCUCGUCAAUGGAUGUAAUUCUUUAAGCUACGUUUGCCACUGA
Molecule: messenger RNA, 378 nt
Organism: Trichoplax adhaerens
Lineage: Eukaryota; Metazoa; Placozoa; Uniplacotomia; Trichoplacea; Trichoplacidae
Exons: 3
Coding region: 1-378 (125 amino acids)
Source: RefSeq, a predicted model, not a curated record